AUGGGUUUUAUAGAUCUAUUAAAGCCAGCGUUUUCUCUCAUCCCAGAAGUAUAACCUGCAAGACAAUAUAUUCCAAAAGAUCAUAAAAUAGUAUGGACAGGUAUUACUCUUUUUAUUUACUUGGUUUGCUGUUAAAUUCCUUUAUACGGAGUUGUUCGUGCUCAAGGUAGUGAUCCUUUCUACUGGAUGAGAGUUAUUUUAGCUUCCAAUAGAGGUACUUUGAUGGAACUUGGUAUCUCACCUCUAGUUACUUCUUCUAUGAUUGUUUAACUUCUUGUAAAUACUAGAAUUUUAGAUUUUAAUGCCAGAGUUUAGGAUGACAGAUAAGCAAUCUAGGGUGCUUAAAAAUUACUCGGUCUUAUUAUGUCUAUGUGUGAAGCUUUUGCUUAUAUCUGGUCAGGCUAAUACGGUGAUCCUAACAAGAUUGGUCUUGGUAGCUGCUUACUCAUUUUCAUUCAACUCGUUUUUUCUGGUAUCGUCGUUUUACUUUUGGAUGACAUGCUCAAUAAAGGGUACGGUUUAGGAAGUGGUAUUUCCCUCUUUAUAGCUACAAAUAUUUGUGAAAAUAUUGUCUGGAGAUCUUUUUCACCUAUUACCAUUACAACUUAAUAAGGAACUGAAUUUGAAGGAUCUAUUAUUAAUCUCUUCCAUUCAUUAUUGACAAAAGAUAGAGUUAGUAAUGCUUUGUAUCAUUCAUUCUAUAGAACUAGUGCUCCAAAUCUUGUUAAUUUAAUUUCUACUCUCCUUGUAUUCUUGGUAGUUAUCUAUUUAUAGGGUGUUAAGUAUGAUUUAAGAAUAGCUCGUCGUUAAGAAAGAAACUCUGAAUCAUCUUAUCCUAUCAAGCUUUUCUAUACUUCAAAUUAUCCUAUCAUCUUACAAACUGCCCUUGUUUCUUAAAUUUUCUUCUUCUCAAGAAUCUUAUCAUCCAAGUUUAAGAACAACUUCUUUGUUAAGCUCUUAGGCUAAUGGUAGGAUGGUUCUGUUGCAGGUGGUUAAGAUCACCCUAUUGGAGGUUUUGUUUACUUCCUUACUGCCCCUAGAGAUUUGAAUUAAGUCAUUAGUGAUCCUAUUCAUGCCAUUUUUUAUGUCUUGAUAAUUUUAACUCUUUGUGGUGUCAUUUCUAGAUAUUGGAUUGAAUUUAGUGAUGAAUCCACAAGCAGUGUCCAUAAAAAGUUUAUGGAAGAAAAAAUAGAAAUUCCUGGUCAUAGACAAGAUUCGGUUUACAGAACUUUAGAUAGAAUUAUUCCCACUGCAGCUACCUUAGGUGGUAUUUGUGUUGGUGUUCUUACAAUAGUUGCUGAUUUCUUAGGAGCCAUCGGUUCAGGUACUGGUAUUUUACUAGCUGUUAAUAUUAUUUAUGGUUACUUCGAACAAGUAAAGAAAGAGAACAAAUUAAAAAAAACUGGUAUAGUUUAAUAGUAAUAAUAGUAAAUGUGA
Molecule: messenger RNA, 1437 nt
Organism: Tetrahymena thermophila SB210
Lineage: Eukaryota; Ciliophora; Oligohymenophorea; Hymenostomatida; Tetrahymenidae
Product: protein transporter Sec61 alpha subunit
Exons: 6
Biological process (GO): SRP-dependent cotranslational protein targeting to membrane, translocation; post-translational protein targeting to membrane, translocation
Cellular component (GO): Sec61 translocon complex; membrane
Molecular function (GO): ribosome binding; transmembrane protein transporter activity; signal sequence receptor activity
Source: RefSeq, a predicted model, not a curated record